This is a messenger RNA of Paramisgurnus dabryanus, 2966 nucleotides long. It is a transcript of the gene prrg1, whose product is annotated as proline rich Gla (G-carboxyglutamic acid) 1. NCBI's taxonomy places the organism in Eukaryota, Metazoa, Chordata, Actinopteri, Cypriniformes, Cobitidae. Gene Ontology annotation, cellular component: extracellular region. The record is from RefSeq and is a predicted model, not a curated record. Gene Ontology annotation, molecular function: calcium ion binding.
UAAUUCUGACUGCUGACUGCGCAUGCGCCAAAUCAGGACCUCGGGAAUCUGGACGAACGGUGUACGCAUUUGGGUGUUACGGGUAAACACUGUUUUUGCAUCUUCUUUUAAUUCCAAGGCCGAUUCCCUCUAUUAAAAAGCUGCAGGAAUAAUGGGAGCUGUGUUCCUGCCAGCAGAUUCCGCGCACUCGGUGCUGCGAAGGCUCCCGAGAGCAAACUUCUUAUUGGAGGAAAUGAAACAAGGGAACAUCCAGCGAGAAUGCAGGGAGGAAAUCUGCAGUUAUGAAGAAGCGCGGGAGGCAUUUGAGAAUGAUGAGAAAACGAGGCGAUUCUGGGAGGAGUAUCAGCGUGAAAGCAGCCCCAGGCCUGGAGGACUGGAGUCUUUUGGUGGUGGUGUACAUUCUCUUUACCUGAUCUUACCCAUCCUACUGGUUUUGAUACUCAUUGCUGCAGUUUCCAUUACCGUUUGGAAAUGUCACUCACGCAAAAGAUCCCGGCAAAGCCCUGCCAUUGGGCGUCCUCAGAGAGAUACAACCCUAUCAAUAGUGUCGAUGGACCAGUGGGGGCGGGACUUCCAUCCUGACAUCAGUCCUCAUUCAGAAAUCAGUGCAGACAGUAGCCCUGCGUACCCUGGUGCUGACCUCACACUUGGAAGGGGUAGUCGUGGUGACCCGCCCCCUUCAUAUGAGGAAGCUGUGGGUCAUACAGAUGUGCACAUUGAAGCAGAGCCUCCGCCACAAUAUGAUGACAUCAUCAGUAACCACGGUGGUACAGCUAUCAUUGGCCAGGGAAAGUGAGGAUCUUUCAGGCAAAUUAUGCAGCCACAUCUACAGAGGCUUCCACCAAUACUGCAAACGCUGCCAUUCCUGUUUACUCUCUUUCUUGUUUUUGCUUUCAGCUAUGCCUGGAGGUUUUUCAAGACAGGGAGAUACUUUGCUCAUUUAUUUUUAUUGCUAUAAAGAUUUUUUUUACAACUUCACUAACUCAGUGACAGCCUUUAUUUGGGAAUUCCAGCACUAGAUGGAAUAUAGCUAAUCUUUUGUAUUUAAUACAAAGAGAAAACAUACAUCUGAUGCAAUACGUUUCCAGUACUGUUACUCUGACAUUGUUAUACAGUAAACACGGCAAUCAAUUACCUUUUAGUUUGUUUGGCUACCAGAUUGCUUCAUUUUCAGGGAUGCCAUGACAGUGUGAGUCAUGACUUAAGCUCUGUUGUGAUGAUAACAAAGUUAGUAAAGGUUACGGUUGUCAAAAUAUUACUGGAAACCAACUAAAUACUACAGUUGUGGCCGCCUUUCAUCAAGAUCAUGUGGAAAAAAUUGCUAUAAUAGGAGCAAUUUGUAAAUGAAAUGUUACGGACACAUUUUUUUUGUCAACUUUAACCUUUUAAGAUAACCUUUAUUUAACCCUUGUAAUUGCAUAGGCAUCUGUAUGCACUGGGCUCACAACCUCAAUGUAACAUUGAUGUUUGGUUGUUUUUAUUUUCUAGUUCGACGUUUUAACACUGUGUGUUAUAUUUUGUUGGAAAAGUGGAAUGAUACACUAACAAUGUGAAUGUGAGAGUUAUCAAAAACUGAUAACUUACUGCAAACUGAUGAAACAAAUCCAACAAGCAGUCCUGAUGUAGCAUACAAUCAUUAAUUCUGAAUCAGCGCAAGUCCAAGCCGUUUUUGUCUGAUGGGCACGAAGUCAGCGUAUGUGAGGUUUUGUUGACUUGUCUACUGCGGCAAAUACAGAGCAUUUGAGUUAUGCCACGUUUAGCAGAAGAUGUGCUGCAGUAGUGAACCAACUAUGUGCCAGAGGGCCCUUUUUAAAGAGUAAUGUUUUUUAUGGUCACAGCCUUGUGAAAUAAAUCCUUUUUGUGGCCAAGGAUUCAGUAGGGAUAUUAAGCAAGAUUGGAUAACUAGGAUACGCUAAAUAAAUAAUUGAGGAGAAGGAGGCAUGCUUUUUGUUUGUUGUGAGCUGUUUGCUGACUUUAUUAUAGGUUUGUGUGUAAACGGGUUGAUAAGUUGUGUUUGUUUCUCCAACAACCAUAUAGAGAAUUGUGCAAUUACCUUAGCCAUGCUGAUUUUAUCUGCCCCAUCUGAUUCUCUGUAUAUUCUGGUAUAUUUUGAAUGUUUUUAAGAAACAUAAAUGCCUUCCAUUUAUGAUUAUUUACCUCCACCUCACAACCAUAUUUGGAUACUUGACACUAUUUUGGAGUAGACUCCACUUUUUCUUGGUUUAUUAUGAAGAGUCAGAUUAAGGUGUUCUCUUUGGCGCCAGCUACACUAAACACUACCAAGAAAAUCUCAGAUUAGGAUCAAAUUAUGGGAACAAACCCUGUUACUCCCCCAGAAUAUAACUCGAUGAGGAAACACUCAGUAUUAAAUGUCAGGAAAGUGUGGAUGUGUAUUUGUUUGUGGGUGUGCGUGCAUGUAUGUGUGGGUGUGAGAAAGCAUUGCAAUGGAAAAAUAGUCAAUGCAUUUGUACUUAUUCAGUAAAUACGAGUGAAUGCACUUUUUAGGGUGGAAAUUGCUCUUGAUUAAGGAAUAUUAAUUGAUGUCUAAGAUGUGAUGAAUUACUAAAAAAAUAUGGCAAAUGCUGUUUGGUCCUACUGGCUUUCUACACGCUCAGCCAACAUAAAUAUGCAAAGAAAACACAUAACCACCAGCACUAACUCAGAUAAGCUUUGUGAAAAUCCAAACAGUCUAACUUUGCCUAAUGUUGUUUGUGUUUUUAAAGGUAAUGUGAAAUAAGACUACCAAUAUUUGAAAUACACAGAUGAUGUUCCUACUUUGGCUGGUUUUAAUGAAUGGAAUUUAUUGAUGUGGAAAUUUCUGUGGUAGUUUUGAGUGAUUUGGUGGUUUAUUGCUUAAGCCUUACUCAGAGAUAGAUAAAUAAAUUGUAUAUAUGUGUAAUAAAAUAACCUAAUUUUUUGUAAUGAUGGAGCUUGAUUUUUAUUUGUAAUAAAAGUUUUGGCAUUUA